Messenger RNA from Diospyros lotus (date-plum), 1427 nucleotides. RefSeq names its product protein SAWADEE HOMEODOMAIN HOMOLOG 1-like. Gene Ontology annotation, molecular function: chromatin binding. The record is from RefSeq and is a predicted model, not a curated record. The coding region runs from base 81 to 1067 and encodes 328 amino acids. The transcript has 10 exons. Lineage: Eukaryota; Viridiplantae; Streptophyta; Magnoliopsida; Ericales; Ebenaceae.
CGCGGUGUGGUGUGGUGGUUGCUGUAGCAGUGGCUUUUUUGCUAUCAGUUUGGACUGGAUAUAUAUAUAUAUAUAUAUAUAUGUUUUUGACACACAAACAACUUUAUAGAAACGAUUCAUUGUGUCACGCUCAAAGGAACCUGGAAGCAACGCAAAGCAGCCGUUACCCUAAUCAGAAUCCAACUUUUUGGCCCUAUAAACUCGCUCCAGAUGGUCUGAUUUUCUCUCUGUUUCAACCGAGUAAAAGGGCUUGUUCGGGGAGAGAGACCGACCUGGGGCUUCAUGGAUCGUCUUCGGCCGAGGCCGGGAAAGGUUUUCUCCUUCUCAACUGCAGAGAGGCCUGGACAGGGUUUUUCUACUACUUGAAUCUCAGAAUAGAGAAAAUGGAGAAAAUCUGUGAAGAGCUGGGAGAGCAAUCUAUAGAUCGGGAGUUCUGUAAAAAACUUGUGAAAGAUUUCAACUCCUCCAAAGGUCGAGUUGGGCAACCUAGCUUAAAGUGGACUGAGGUAGAAAGCUGGUUCCAGGAUAGGCUUGUUCCCCAUCCACUGAAAAAUGCUUCUUUACCUGAUCCUCCCAAGAAGUUGUCAGUUGUUCCAGAUGCUGGCCCUCUGAAUAAAGCCCAUGAAAGUCCUGCAGCAUCAAAAGGUGAAAAGGUUCCUGACCUAUCAGAGUUGGAAUUUGAAGCUAGAUCAUCUAAAGAUGGGGCAUGGUAUGAUGUGGAUACAUUUCUCAACCACAGAUUUCUUAGUUCAGGUGAAGCUGAGGUUCUGGUUAGAUUUGUGGGGUUUGGGUCUGAGGAGGAUGAAUGGCUUAAUGUGAAGGCCAUCCGUGAACGCUCUGUCCCCUUGGAGCAUUCAGAAUGUGGAAAGGUGAAAGUUGGAGAUUUGGUACUUUGCUUUCAGGAGAAGGGAGAUCAGGCCCGAUACUAUGAUGCCCGUGUUGUAGAGAUUCAAAGGAGAAUGCAUGAUAUAAGAGGCUGCAGGUGUCUUUUCUUGAUUCAAUAUGGCCAUGACAAAACUGAGGAAAGGGUUCGUUUGAGACGAUUAUGUUGCCAGCCAACAUAUUAGAUCUUUUCAACUGAUGAUGCUCAAACUUCAAAUUCAAUCCUGGCUGUGGCUGCUUAUCCUUGUGCAGAUUGGGUGGGUAAAUAUAGUUUGCAACUUUACAGGCAGCUCCAUAUUUUUUUGUCAUAUUAUAAGGAACCGGUUGCAUGUUGGUUUGGGUUGAGAUGGUAGGCUCCAAGAUGGUUUAUUAUGCUGGUGUUUGCUAAUGCUAUGCUAGCUCCAGAUUCAUCUUUUAUGGACUUGGGAAAAUGAAUGGUACAUUGUAGAGUUAGGUAUGCAGUUCGCAAGUAAGGAACCGGUCUUUAUAAAAACAACUCUUGCAGUGCUAUUUUAAUGGAGAUGAUGAUUGUUGUUCCGAAUGCA